AAAGUGACCGCUGACGUCUGAAACAGGACAUGAAGUGAAAGAGUGCAGCCUGGUCCAAAGGGACACACAGACGCUUCACUGCAGACACAUUGUAUACACUGUCAGUGCUGCGGACACAGCAGGGUGAGGGGUUGAAGAUGAGGAAGAUGAAGAUCAAGCUGCUUUUUGUUCCCAUGGCGCUGGCAAUGACCUCAGCGUUCAUCAUCAUGAAUUCUGGACUCAGAUGGACUCCAAAACCAAACACUAAAAGCGCAACUGCAGCUCCACAGGCGAGAUGGACGACAACAGGAUCUUAUGGACAAAAUUUAAAUGGGAAGAUGUUCACGUUGUCUUGGAAUGGAGGAGGAGUAUCCCUCUACGCCCCCACCUCUCCCAUCUGGGCUUCCACUACUCCCUACCCACCCAGUACCAACAGCACCCAACCCUAUAGCACGACCGAUCCCACUACCACCAGACCCUACAGCACCAUCGAUCCCAACAGCACCCUACCCUACAGCACUCUACCGUAUAGCACCCCCAAUCCCAACAGCACUCUACCCUAUAGCACCCCCAAUCCCAACAGCACCCUACCCUACAGCACUCUACCCUAUAGCACCCCCAAUCCCAACAGCACCCUACCUAGCACCACCCGAACUUACCCUCCCUGGACCUCAGCACCUCCUUCUAGAGGUGUGUCUGUGUGUCUGCGCUACCUCGCCGACGUUGAAUCACAAAGCACACCCACAAUCUUCACUCUCAGUCCAUCCACAGCCCCUUUGACGCUGCAGAUUACAUUCUAUGGUGUUUAUGCACUGCCCUUUGGCGGAUACAGAAACCUAUACUUGCGACCUAACAUAAGAUUCUGGUCAACCAAUCAACUGGAUCUCUGGACCAGAGUCUGCCUCACCGUGGACACCGUGAAGGGUGUGGUCCAGAUGUUUAGCGGCUCGAGCAUUAGCGUCAGGAAGAAGCUGCCUUUUCAGUAUGAAUGGUCUGGUGAGCCUGUGAUUGAUUUUCCAGGUUUUAAUGGUCAGUUGACAGACGUCCAGGUCUGGGAUUAUCCUCUCAACUACAACGAAAUCUACAACUACAUGAACAGCUGGUCGUCACACCGCGGCUCCGUCCUCACCUGGUCCUCCAUCAGCUACUCUCCCAGAGGAAACACGCUGUUGGAGGACGCCUACGACAGCCAGGCAAAACGGCCAAUCGGCAGCAGGGGGAGAGGAGGUCGACCAAAGGGGGAGAAGAAGACGAGAGCAUCGGUCAACGUGGGGGAAAGGAAAAAGAAAACGAGACAACAGAUUUAAUGAAACCUACAGCUUUAGUUUCACUGUGACAUGAAUGCUGUGUUGUUUCAUCCUGGUUCACAGAGGUUGUGUAGCACAGAGUCUUCUAGAUAGGCCGCUGUGUGAAUGUUUUAUUACAAUACUGUAAGCAUAAAAGCAAACAAUGCCAUGAAAUACACUCAGCAGUGAGCUUCAAGUUACAAUAAAUAAGACUGCGAUGGACAGCUUCUGUGAGAACACAAGUCAGUUUCAUUACAUAACGCUUCUUAUCAAUACUUUUCUCCAAACGGUCCUUCAGGCCACCAGAGUGGUUCAUUGAAGUGGUUUUAUGGCUUCAAUAAAAACAAAAAAAAACUAAAUUAUGCUCAGUAGUGCAACUUAAUGGCUGUAUGUGCUUGUAUCAGCGUACGUUGACAUUUUGAAUUUGUAGUGUUUAUAUUUCUUUUCUCCAACAGCACUUGGCUCAAAUAUUUUGGCACUUAACCUUGAAAGUACUGUUAGCAUUGUGAACUUUUAUUCACUAACACCACUGGGUAGCGGCCAGAGCUAACAAACUAGCAACUGCAAUGACUACAAGUAAGGAAAUUUGAAAACAGAUGAUUGAUUGAUUGAUUGAUGACUGAAGUACAGUCAGGUACAAAUAAUAAGUCUUGUUGAGCCACUUUUGUGAAAUACCUUGUAUGUUAUCAUGUCCAUUUAAAUGAUCAGUGUUGCGUCUUCAAAGUGUAUUUUUGUGAUCGCACUGAUGUUUUCUGUCUGUUCUUGAUGAUAAAAUGUUUUCUUUGGGGGAAAACCACAAAUGGAAA
Dicentrarchus labrax (European seabass) is the source of this 2071-nucleotide messenger RNA. RefSeq lists its product as uncharacterized. Lineage: Eukaryota; Metazoa; Chordata; Actinopteri; Moronidae. The record is from RefSeq and is a predicted model, not a curated record. The transcript is spliced from 5 exons. Bases 138 to 1286 code for a protein of 382 amino acids.